Messenger RNA from Odobenus rosmarus divergens (Pacific walrus), 494 nucleotides. RefSeq names its product zinc finger protein 568-like (gene ZNF71). Gene Ontology annotation, biological process: regulation of DNA-templated transcription. The record is from RefSeq and is a predicted model, not a curated record. The coding region runs from base 1 to 225 and encodes 74 amino acids. Lineage: Eukaryota; Metazoa; Chordata; Mammalia; Carnivora; Odobenidae. The transcript is spliced from 2 exons.
AUGGCCACCCAGCUGCUGACUGAUGAGGCCCUGGAAUCAGUGACGUUCAGGGAUGUGACAGUGGACUUCACCCAGGAGGAGUGGCAGCAGUUGGAGCCUGCCCAGAAGGACCUGUACAGAGAUGUGAUGCUGGAGAACUACAGGAACCUGGUCUCUCUGGGUAAGGGGGCAGCUUCACUGAAUUACUCACCAUCGGCCUGUCACUUGAGGACUACAAAGAAAUAAGAAAAAGGAUGGACAGAUUUGACUAUGUAGGAAGUUUAAAGAUAAAAAUAAAGUUGAUAGGUAAUGAAAUGGAGUAAUAUUCACCACAUGUAUAAUAGUCAAAGGAUUAUAAUUAUAUAAAGAGCUCCUAGGAAUAAACAAGAAUGAAACAAGAAACAAUGAUAGAAAGGUAGACCAAACAUAUGAGCUGGCAGUUCAUAAAUGUAGAAAUACACAAAAUCACAGUUUAUAAAAGAUUUUUAAACUUUACCAAUAGUCAAAGAAAUACA